This is a messenger RNA of Geosmithia morbida, 186 nucleotides long. RefSeq lists its product as uncharacterized. The transcript is spliced from 2 exons. Bases 1 to 186 code for a protein of 61 amino acids. Lineage: Eukaryota; Fungi; Ascomycota; Sordariomycetes; Hypocreales; Bionectriaceae. The record is from RefSeq and is a predicted model, not a curated record.
AUGGGUGUCUUUGCUGGGGCCAUGACAGCUGACUACUCGCAGGUGACGUUUCAGCGCUACGCCGCAACAAAAGCGCGCCUUGUGUGCAAGAUCCCAGACUCCAUGGCCUAUAAAGACACCGUGCCCAACGGCAAGAUCGUUGUUAUCUGGGGUGGCAGCUCCAGCAUCGGCACAUCGACCACGUAG